AUGACCGAAAACUUUCUUGUCCCAUUCACCUUCAGCUGGCCGCAUUGGGGUUCACAUGUGCAGGUGGCCGGAGAUUUUGAUCCUCAAUACAAAUCAUGGAAUCCAAUUGACAUGCAUAAAGACGACGGUUCGCCCGAUUAUAAGAUUACUCUUAAUUUACAACCAGGAAAAUCCUAUCAUUAUAAAUUUGUUAUUGACGGCAAUUGGAUUGUGAAUUCAGACCUUCCCAGCUUUCCCGACAAUCAAAACAAUUUAAAUCACGUGGCUUUGGUUGAAAUUCCUCAACCAGAAAGCCCUUUAUCGAGUGAAGCAGGAUCACCAACUUCUAGCGCUACAUCAAUACACGAGCAGGAAGAGUCAAAAUGUGAAGAUAAUUUGAAUGAACAAGCAUUCAUGAGCGAACAAAGCCAAGAACAGCAAGUAAUCGAAGAACAAACAGUUAAAAAGGAAUCUUCCAUAGAAGAAAAUACUGUAAUCGGAGACGAGAUAGUUGAAGAAACUCAAAUCAUAGUCGAGAAAGGAUUCGUCGAGGGUGAUGAAGUAACAAAUGAGGGAAAACAUGUCAACGAAAAAGAGACUAAAGACGACGAAAGACUUGUUGAGGAAAGAGGAGAAUCGACGGUCGAUAAAAUACUUUUUGUGGAACAAAAGAAAGGAGAUAUGACCGAGGAAUUUGUAGAAAACCACGAUGAACAAAUAGUUACAACCGAAUAUAAUACAAAUAUUAGAGAAGCCGCAGAUAACGAUGAAACCGAGCUAGCGGCGAAACUUAUUGAAUCUUUUGACGCUUUGGAAACUUCACAGGCCGAUGAGUCUUUAGGUGUUGAAACCGAAUUUGGUGUUAAAGAGACAAUACAUGUUAAUGAAUACACUGUUGGAUCGAAUAGUAUUGAAAAUGAUCCGCACGUCAAGAAGGUUGGAUAUGAUGAGAUGGAGAAACCUUCAAAGAAUUCUAACGAUAAGGAAAAUUCUCAUAUCACAAAUCUCGCUAAAACUGAAAACAUACAACCCGUAAAAUCUCUUGUGGAUAUCAAAACCGAAACCUCGGUUGUAGAGGUUGAUGAGUCCAUAGAAGAUGUAGAAAUUGAAACCGUGACCGAGACCAUGAAAGCCGAAAAAUCUAUAUAUAAUGUCGAAACUGAAAAUUCGACUGCAGAGACUGAAGAACCUGCAGAAAAUGUUAAAAUUCAAACCGAGACCGAGAUCGAGAUCACGAAUGUUGUAAUUGAAAACUCGAGAGUGGAGGCUGAAGAAUCUACAGAAAAUGUUGAAAUUGAAACUGAGGCAGAGAUCGCGAAAAUUUGA
Acaulospora colombiana is the source of this 1305-nucleotide messenger RNA. NCBI's taxonomy places the organism in Eukaryota, Fungi, Glomeromycota, Glomeromycetes, Diversisporales, Acaulosporaceae. The record is from the annotation of a GenBank genome assembly.